This is a messenger RNA of Oryzias latipes (Japanese medaka), 1019 nucleotides long. RefSeq names its product basic leucine zipper transcription factor, ATF-like (gene batf). Gene Ontology annotation, cellular component: nucleus. Gene Ontology annotation, biological process: regulation of transcription by RNA polymerase II. NCBI's taxonomy places the organism in Eukaryota, Metazoa, Chordata, Actinopteri, Beloniformes, Adrianichthyidae. Gene Ontology annotation, molecular function: DNA-binding transcription factor activity, RNA polymerase II-specific; RNA polymerase II cis-regulatory region sequence-specific DNA binding. The record is from RefSeq and is a predicted model, not a curated record.
UCAGAAAGGGAGAGAAAAGAGGGAAGAGAGGCGCUCAUUACUCACUAGGUGGUUGGCUCUUCUCGCCACCCUCUCAGCGACGCAGACUUUCUCGCUCGCACAUUCAGCCCAGACCACAAAGCAGAAGUGGAACGAAGACCUUCAGCGUCUGCGGGCGGCGAUGGCUCAGGGCUCUGACAGCAACGACACCAGCUACAAGUCUCCAUCACCUGGCAGCCGGCCGAGCUCCUCGGAUGACGUAAAGAAGGUGAUGCGGCGGGAAAAGAACCGGAUCGCUGCCCAGAAGAGCAGAAUGAGGCAAACUCAGAAAGCGGACAGCCUUCACUUGGAGAGUGAAAACCUGGAGAAGGAGAACGCCGCCCUCAGGAAGGAGGUGAAGCAGCUGACAGAGGAGGCCAAGUACCUGUCCUCGGUGCUGAGCAGCCACGAGCCCCUGUGCACCAGCCAGGGCGCUCAGACCCCCGAGCUCCUCUACCCUCCCCUCCACAGCAGCUACCACCAGCACAUCGCCGUGCCACACUACCAGCACUGACUGCCGCUGACCUCUGAGGACAGAGACUGACCGGAGAUUACGGGCGUCCGUUAAACAGCAACAUGCAAUAUUCAAAACUAUUUAUUUUGCUUGUGUUCAUCUCUUUGAUUGUGAAUCUGUCUGUGAACCUAAAGGCUCCAUAAGCUGAAGUGUCAGCCCGUCCAUGUUUACAAGAAGAGGAAGAGCCAGCUUUGCGCUGGGGGGGGAUGGCACAGGUCCCUUUAGAUGGCUGAGUCCCAGCAGCCUUUGCCAUCCUGCCAUGUUCGUGUUUCUACUGUGUUCUACUGUGUUCUACUGUGUACAUGUCUCAAUGCUCAGGAGCUUCUGACAGACUUGAUUGUGGACAAAGAGAAUGUAAAGUUGAGCUUCUAAAGGCCUAAAUGUACCAAAAAGUUCAAGAUGGAAGUGAAGGAGGAAGUGGGCAUUUCAUUUCAAAAUAAGAGUGCAGCAAAUGUAUUUAUUAAACGUGAUGUUUUGGAGGUGACGU